CCAUUUUCACGGCGGUUUCAUCAUUUUUUGCUUGUCGGUGCUUUUUUUGAUGAUAUGGUUUUUCUAGAACACAUCCAAGGUCUUAUGGCACGUAAGCGGUAAAAGAUGUGUUGAUCUUGUACACAUUUCAACUGUUCCAAUAUCUAUGUUGAAAAGAUGUGGCUUCAUAAACCACUUCUGACAGAACAGCGUCACAGAAUUCAAUUUUGAAAAUGAAACUCAAAGGCCGAUGAGUAUCUGAACAGCAAUAAUGCAAUCUAAAGAGCCUCGUGGAACUCAAACCAAACUGAAACGGAGAACUCGGACCAUUAAUGAGUUUGACGAGUCAGACUUGAAUCAGGCACCCAUUGCAGUGAGUCAUGACACCAGUGCUGUUGCAGUACCACAGCCACAUGUUCCAAACCACCUUCUAACUGUGUCUUUACUGGAGCUCAUCUGCAGCAUAUAUGAGCCAGAGCCAAGGAAAAGCUAUGAGAUAUUCAAAGUACUGUGCAGUUACCUAGCCAGCCUGAAGGUGAUGUCCCCACUUGUUUACCUGGAUGAGCUUAGUAUGAUCCGGUCACAGUAUAGAAAACAGCUGCCAAACCUACUGAGAGCUGCCAGGAGGCAUGUCAACAGUGAAUUUGGUCCACCAAAGGCUUUGCCCUCCUCCAAGAUGUUCCCAACAGUAAAUCCUCAGGAAAGUCUCAUACGUAAUGCGAGCUUUGACGAUCUGAUGCACAUGCACACAUCAAGGUACACAGAGGAGUUUGUGGAGCAGGAGAAACUGGGCAGAGGAGGGUUUGGAAGUGUAUAUAGGGUCAAGCACAAGUUAGAUGGGUGUGAGUAUGCAGUGAAGAAAAUUAGAUUGAAACCCAAUCAGCCAGAGGGGUGGGUGAAGAUUCUCAGAGAGGUGAAAGUUUUAGCCAACUUAAGUCACCAGUACAUAGUGGGCUAUAAUGCUGCCUGGCUGGAACAGACCCCCACAAUGUCAGCCAAACCACCCCAGGGUCCUUUACCAAGCACACCAAUCAGAGAUCUGGAUGAUAUGUCCGAUUCAGAAGAAAGCAGCGACAGUAAUAACUUUGACCAAGAAUCUUUCUCAGCCUCGCCCCAGGAUGCAGACCCUGGAGGUUAUGGGGAGGAGUACAGUGGAACAAGUAUUGUGUUUGAAGACAGCAUCAAGGUCACCUCAAUGCAAGAGGAGAACCUUAAAAUUGAGACUAACACUGAGACAUCAAUGCGCAGACAAGUUACCACUAAACUAAAAUAUAAAUACUCAAGGAGUCCAAAUAAAACAACUGAGACUAGCAAAAAAGUGGAGUCUGUAAAGUGCAGAAGUCUCCUACCUUAUAGUCCUUUGGUUCCAAAUUUGAAUGCUUUAUUUGUACCAGAAAUGCAAAGAUUAGUUGAGAGAACCAAGCAUAUGACUGUAGACUCUCAUGAAGAGGAUGAUGCUGUAUUCUUGUCCACUGAUCCUACAAGUUCUUCCACAAACGCAGAGAGCAAUGAACCCAGAUUAAAGAACUGGAGUGCUAAUAAAACUCUCGGGACUUUUCCCGUUGGAGCUAUGGCUGAUAUACCCAGCAGUAGAACUAAAAGAUUAUGGCAGCGGCACCAUCUUCCCAGGAGGAGCCAAAGCCAUGAGCCAUCUCUAGCAGGGGAUGGGUUGAUAGACAGUGAGAUACACAGUAUUAUGCACACUGCAGUGCCCUGUGAAACUUUUGUGACAAAUAAAGUGACUCUGUAUAUCCAGAUGCAGCUCUGCUCCCACACACUGGGGGAGUGGCUCAGUGAGAGGAACGGUUGUUUACAGGCUGGACAGGAUCCAUUCUCUGUUGUGGAGGUGGAGGAACUGAUGUGGAUUGCCAAGCAGAUAUUUAAAGGGGCGGAGUACAUACAUUCACAGGGAUUAAUACACAGAGACCUCAAGCCAAGGAAUAUAUUCCUCCAUGGGGACAAGCUUCAGGUGAAGAUUGGAGACUUUGGUUUGACGAGGGAAGAUAUCCUACUGGAGAGCCCUACCAUGUUCCCACUCAGUCCUUUUGGAAAAAAUACAAUGUCAGCUGCAUGGAGUUCCAGCAAUGAGACCCCGUACACCUCAGGGAUAGGUACCAGUAUUUAUGCUGCACCUGAGCAACUAGCUGGAUCAUGUUAUGAUAGCAAGAGUGACAUGUACAGCCUAGGUGUGAUAUUGUUUGAACUGUUUCAUCCAUUUGGGACAGAGAUGGAGAGAAUACAGUGUCUGAUGGCUCUGAAAGGUGGCAGCACUGAAGUCAUUCCCCAGGUGAUCAGGACAAACUGGCCAAUCAUUGCUCAAACAAUAGAUCUGCUGACAAACCCGGCUCCUGUCAGGCGCCCAUCUGCCACUGAUGUACUGCAGAGCGAACUUUUCCUGAGCAAAGAUCAGAUUAUCAAGUCACUGAGGAAUACAAUCACAAAGCAAAUUGACGAGAUUGCAAAUCUUAAAGAUAAACUAGCUGAGAAAGAAGCAUUGCUGGAAGCUUUGCAGAUUGAUAUACAGUCACCAGUUGUAUAAGAAAUACUAUGGAUACUAUUUGUGUUGGUGUACAAUUGCUUGUCUAUCAGAUAAAAAUAUUUCAUUCAUUUGACUACUACUUAUUUUAACUUGGGGGUCAAAUUAAAAAUCUUGGCCAGAAACCUUACACCAACUUUCAAUAUUUUAGAAGAUGUUGUGUGAAACAGGGGCUAGACCUUUUACUUAUAGUUGGGCUAUGCUUAUCUUGAGGGUUUUUGGAUGGAUAAUAAGCUCCAGAUUUAGGGCAUUUGUUAUCCUCAAGCAGUCCUAGGUACAAAAUGGAAACUGGUACUGCUGACAUGAUUGCUUGCAGGGGCGGAUUUAGGACAUCUUCUGGGUCUUCUGGAAGUCUGUCAGAUUUUCAAGUUUAUAUCGGGUAUCUUAUUUCUUCUCGUGGAAGACAGUCAAAAAUGGGGACGGAUUUUAUAAUUUGGAAGACUGUUAGAAAAUAUAUCUGGAUCCGCCCCUGGCUAGAUAGUUUUGAGUGUCCGAUUAAGUGAGACAGUAUUAAAUUUAGUUCCAAGUAAAAUGACUAAGAAUUAAACAUGUUUUUCAGAAGAUGAUGAAUGGUAUCUUAUAAGGUUACAUGGUAUCCAACAGAUCUGAGCAAGGGUAUGGAAAUCAUUGCAGUGCACAGGUGAAAGUGCUCAUGGUUUCGUACAUAUUUCUGUUUAAGUGUGAAAGUUCACAGUGUUUUCUACUGCUUUUGUGAUGUUUGUUUCAAAGAGGACAAAAACGUUUUAUUGGUUUCUUAGGGCAUUAUACGUACCCUGUUUGUGAUUUUUACCCUGUUAUGUUUUG
Messenger RNA from Lingula anatina, 3319 nucleotides. RefSeq names its product eukaryotic translation initiation factor 2-alpha kinase 1. The record is from RefSeq and is a predicted model, not a curated record. NCBI's taxonomy places the organism in Eukaryota, Metazoa, Brachiopoda, Lingulata, Lingulida, Lingulidae. Gene Ontology annotation, molecular function: eukaryotic translation initiation factor 2alpha kinase activity; ATP binding. Gene Ontology annotation, biological process: regulation of translational initiation by eIF2 alpha phosphorylation. Gene Ontology annotation, cellular component: nucleus; cytoplasm.